CCCACCGUAUGGGCGUGCUGCUGGUUCCCGUGGCUCACGUCUUGGUUUGUUUACAUUCGCGCGGGUGCACGAUACCUAGACUUCACGCGGUUCGAGGAAAACUAUGAGACCGGCGUCGGCUGGCGAACGUCGCGUGGUGAAGAACAGGUGAACCCCAUGCCGGGAAGUGCCAAAAUGAACUACAGAAACAGGAGGUUGUUGCAGACCGUCUCGUGCGCGGUCCUGAUCGCGUACACCAUGCUGCUGGUGUAUCAGACUCUUUCACGUGGUGGUCCGGAGGUGGCAGCUGGUGACAAAUUAAGCGCGAAGGCUUACCACCGCGACAGGAACUUGGCCGAAGAUCGGUCGACGAACGAAAUUGAGAUUCCUCAGGAAGGUUUCACCACCGAGAUGGCCUCCGCCACCGCCACCAUCAAACCGCCCACGACUACCCUCGAUGAUGUUUUUAUUAGCGUGAAAACUACUAAGAACUAUCACAGUAAGAGGCUGCCCGUCAUUCUGAAGACCUGGUUCCAGCUCGCGAAGAAACAGACAUGGUUUUUUACCGACACGGAUGAUCCAGAGUAUCAAAUGAGGACUAAUGGUCACAUGAUCAACACUAACUGUUCCUCUUCUCACAACAGAAAGGCCCUGUGCUGUAAAAUGUCUGCCGAGUUCGACAAGUUUCUAGAGAGCGAGAAAAAAUGGUUUUGUCACUUCGACGACGACAACUACGUUAAUGUGCCGCGGCUAGUCCGAUUUUUGGGAGAUUACAACCCCCGGGAUGAUUGGUAUUUGGGGAAACCGAGCAUACAAGCUCCUCUGGAGAUUAUUAAGAAGGAGAAGAAAGUAUUGAAAAAAAUCAAGUUCUGGUUCGCCACGGGAGGUGCCGGAUUCUGCCUCAGCCGGGCAUUGGCUUUAAGGAUGACGCCGGUGGCCAGCGGAGGCAGGUUCGUCAGCACAGGUGAAAGAAUCCGCCUACCAGAUGACGUAACAAUGGGCUACAUUAUCGAGCACCUACUGAAGCAGCCGCUCACGGUCGUCGAUCAGUUCCACUCUCACUUGGAGCCCAUGAAGUUUAUCAGGCGGGACAUGAUUGAGGACCAGAUCUCCUUUAGCUAUGCCCGGAGCAAAGACGAGUGGAAUGUAGUAAAAAUUGAAGGAUUUGACGAGGAGCAGGAUCAGAACAGGUUCCUGUCUCUGCAUUGUUUCUUGUUCCCUUACUUCAGCUUUUGUCCACGCCGUAGGUGAGGAACACAAAAAGCACGGUAAAAUUAUAGGAAUUUAACUUAAUAAAAAACCCUAUCAUUAUGUUCAACAAUGUGUUGUGAAAUCCGUGUGUCGGUUUUACACGAAUGACUGUAUGGAGUUAUUAUGUAAUUUUUACAUGUAGAUUUAGACCAAUUAUCUGUGAUGUUGUAUAUAUUUUUGGUAUACCAAUGUAGUUACGUAAUGUUAUUGAUUUUUUUUAAACAAAUUAUAUAAAAAGUGACAAUUGUGACUAGUCGAUUUUUAAAAUGAUUCGAGGCACCUUUAUAAAAUAUAUAUGAAAAACAGUGCAAUUAUUCUUUAACACUUUUUUUACAUUAGCAAUAUAAAUUCUUAUGUUUUGUUGUCUUUAAUAUUACCGCAAACCAAAACGGCUUUAAAAGUUUAUUGAAUGUAAUAUAACUGUUGUAUUUUAUUUAUGUAUUUCUUUUUUCUACCAACCAAGAAUAACAACAUAUUUUGUAUAUUUAAUUUUGUUAUUUUUAAAUGCUUUUAUUUAGUUUGUGAUAUAAAUACUUUAGGCGUUUAUUUUGCACAUAAACAGGAAAUAUUCACUUUAAUCUAAGAAAUGAACUGUCAAAUUGCUUUUCUCUUGUUAAUUUUUGUAUUUUUAUAUCCUUAUAUAUGCCUAAAAUCUAAACUGUACUGAAUUAGUGUAAUAUUGUAAUGUAUCAAACAUAUUAAAAGAAAAUGUGCUAACGAAUUAUUCGUUUUAUGUGGCAGAUGGACUACUAGCUUGUAAGGGUGCAAUGUUUAUACCUAAAAUUAUUUUAAAUUAUAUAUUUGCUCAACACAAAAAUAAUUUUUAUGGAUUAUAUAACGCAAAUUGUAUAUAAUA
Anoplophora glabripennis (Asian longhorned beetle) is the source of this 2086-nucleotide messenger RNA. Its product is annotated as fringe glycosyltransferase. The record is from RefSeq and is a predicted model, not a curated record. The transcript is spliced from 10 exons. Lineage: Eukaryota; Metazoa; Arthropoda; Insecta; Coleoptera; Cerambycidae. Gene Ontology annotation, cellular component: membrane. Gene Ontology annotation, molecular function: O-fucosylpeptide 3-beta-N-acetylglucosaminyltransferase activity. Bases 157 to 1230 code for a protein of 357 amino acids. Gene Ontology annotation, biological process: regulation of Notch signaling pathway.